UAUUAUUUUUAAAGCAAGCAAGAGCAGAAAAGAGAAGCGGAGGAGAAAUGGCCUCAGCCGCACUCUUUUCUUCUUCUUCUUCUACUCCUUCUUCUCUCUCCUCCCCUAGCUGCUAUUGCUUCCACCCCAAUUCUACCACCUCUCCCCAUUUCUCUUCCCGAAGAAACCCUAGUCCAAUUACCCUCCUUUGCUUUCAUCGAAACAGAGCUUUAUCUAGUAAACUCAACCAUGUCAAGUUCAAGCUCAAUUGUGUCACUGAGCGAGCCACAGACUCCGACACCCAACUCGAAUCUCCGCCGCCAUCGGCGUCUCCUCCUCCUCCUCCUCCCUCCGCCGCGGUGUUGGUUGGGCAAUUGUGGGAAUGGGCAGUGCUGGUGUCGCCUUUCUUCUUUUGGGGUACGGCUAUGGUGGCCAUGAAGGAAGUGUUGCCUAAGACUGGUCCCUUCUUUGUCUCUUCUUUCCGCCUUAUCCCCGCCGGCCUCUUAUUGGUUGCUUUCGCUUCCUCUCGUGGUCGUCCUCUCCCCUCUGGACUCACUGCUUGGCUCUCCAUCUCUCUCUUUGCACUUGUUGAUGCCACUUGUUUUCAGGGUUUUCUUGCUGAAGGAUUAGAGCGGACAUCUGCGGGUCUGGGCAGUGUGAUAAUUGAUUCACAGCCAUUGACAGUGGCUGUACUUGCUGCCCUGUUAUUUGGCGAAUCCAUCGGAUUUGUUGGAGCUGCAGGCCUUGUGCUUGGUGUCAUUGGUCUUCUACUUCUUGAGGUACCAGCAAUUUCUUUUGAUGGUAGCAACUUUUCAUUAUGGGGGAGUGGAGAAUGGUGGAUGCUCCUGGCAGCUCAAAGCAUGGCAGUUGGUACGGUUAUGGUUCGCUGGGUUACCAAGUAUUCUGACCCUAUUAUGGCCACUGGAUGGGUGAGUUAUUUAUAUUUUCCAUUUGUAUAUCCUCAUCCCAUUUUAAAUAAUCCGUAUGCCAACUACAUGGGGUUGGGGUUUUACUUUGUUGAAGAAAAGAAAAAAAAAAAAACUGCAUGGGGUUCAAUGCAUCUCCUAGAAAAGGAAUACCAUAAAAUAGUAGGUCGUCAUGUGAUUUUUGAUAAUUGCAUUUCAGGUAGCUUGACAAAGCUCAGCUCCCUAACCUUUUUAACUCCAAUGUUUGCUUCAAUUUUUGGGUUCCUCUAUCUUGGUGAGACCUUCACGCCUGUGCAACUCAUUGGAGCUCUUGUUACUCUUGCUGCAAUAUACAUGGUUAAUUACAAGACCAGUUUGGAAUGAGUAAACAACAAAAGCAAAAUGAUGGGAAAGCUACUGUUGGCUCUAAACUUUCUACCCCAGGAUUGCUUCCUGAUUGUGUGCAUAAUAAAUGACAUCAGCGCAGCGGGAUUUGAAAGGCACUUACCACAAGUCAAAUAAUACGUUACUAUAAGAUGGCUUUGGACAUUUUAGAAUCACAGUAUCAACUCUCAAGUAUGUGGUGUCAUCACUCACUGAUAGUCUUGAGUCCUGUGUAAUACAGAUGUACAGAUUUAAAGCCAAAUCUGUGUUCUUAAGCAGUUUUCCAUGGCAGAAUAAUUAUUUCUGGGGAAGGGACUCAGGAUAAUGAAAGCAUUUGUGCCAGAUGUGUAAUGUACUAAAUAAAAAAUGUGAAAUUUAUUUGUGAAAAUGCCAUCAGUUUAAAAUCUUUUC
Messenger RNA from Camellia sinensis, 1679 nucleotides. The record is from RefSeq and is a predicted model, not a curated record. NCBI's taxonomy places the organism in Eukaryota, Viridiplantae, Streptophyta, Magnoliopsida, Ericales, Theaceae.